This is a messenger RNA of Mycena citricolor, 890 nucleotides long. NCBI's taxonomy places the organism in Eukaryota, Fungi, Basidiomycota, Agaricomycetes, Agaricales, Mycenaceae. The record is from the annotation of a GenBank genome assembly.
CGGACAUGUGGUAGACGUACUUGCUCAAUUCGAACUGGAUUCUAUGGUCUGUGAUCACGCCAUUCGGUUUUCUCAUUAUUGUAUUCUAGAAAGACGCUUGUGCAAUAGAGCGACUGCGCUGGGCGUAUGGGGUCUCGAGCACGUGACCAAAUUGUUCCGGCGGCCAUCAAAGAUGGAACUGCUCGCUAAUCAGCUUGCCGUUCCUAGCCUCCAUACACAUCCCCGAGGCCGACGAGCGCACGCACGUCUUUGGCGUAUUCAAGACUCACCCAGAGAUCCCUAUCCCCGAGCUUCAUGCCAGGCUGGAGCGACUGAUGGAUUCGGUGAUGCAGACCGUUCCCGCGGCAAAGGCGAAUCUGGUCCAGCAUUCCCUGUGGUUCCAGAAGACGGACGCGGUGUCGGACCAUAUCCGGACCGCCGGAUUCGAAGCGCCCAAGGACGACAUCUUUGUCGUGAUUCUGGAAACCGAGACCAUGGACAAGCUGGUCGAGCUCAUUCAAGAUCCGACGUUCCAGAAUGCUAUCACCGAUGGACUGCAGGACUAUCCCCAUCUCUUGGAAUGCUCGAUCUUUUGUGCUGACGUCUUUCCGCGUUUGUGAGCGCCAUGGGCCCGACGUUCGUCGAUGACUCGUAAUGAUAGUGGCGUGAAAUUAGUGUGUUGUGUUCUUGAAUGGAGUGUUUCGAUUGUGGAUGAGGGGAAAUUGCGGGACAAGGUCCGACGGGUGUGACACGGAAGGGUGGUGGCAGAGUGAGCACGAUUAUCCUCGAAAAUGUAAUCAGUCAAAUCGUAGCCUCCGCCAGACGCACUCAAAGGCCGCAGAUGACCAUUGUGGAGACGCUCAGGCGGAGUCGCGGGCACUGAAUGAGUGCUGCGGAAAGACCAAGGAGUG